Alnus glutinosa is the source of this 2053-nucleotide messenger RNA. Its product is annotated as protein NRT1/ PTR FAMILY 8.3-like. Gene Ontology annotation, molecular function: transmembrane transporter activity. Gene Ontology annotation, cellular component: plant-type vacuole membrane. Lineage: Eukaryota; Viridiplantae; Streptophyta; Magnoliopsida; Fagales; Betulaceae. The record is from RefSeq and is a predicted model, not a curated record. Gene Ontology annotation, biological process: transmembrane transport; oligopeptide transport. The transcript has 5 exons. The coding region runs from base 101 to 1864 and encodes 587 amino acids.
GCUUAUAUAUACAUGCAUCUUUAGUUCCCGGGUAACUAUUUAUUUUUCUGUGUGUUCUAAGACAAAGAAGAGAAAAGAGACAGUGAAGGAGAAAAAAAGGAUGUCUUCUCUAGAGGAAGGGAGAUCGCUCUCGGAAAAUGGUUCUCUACAGAAUGAAGGCAAUGGACUCUACACAGGAGACGGCUCAGUUGACUUUAAAGGGAAGCCUGUUCUAAAAAAGAAUACUGGACUGUGGAAAGCAUGCCCCUUUAUUCUAGGUUUUGGAUGCUGUGAACGUUUGGCAUACUAUGGGAUUGCCAGUAAUCUUGUUAAUUACCUUACCAAUAGACUACACGAAGCAAAUGUUUCUGCUGCAAGAAAUGUUAACAAUUGGCAAGGCACUUGCUAUUUUAUACCCCUCGUUGGUGGUGUUAUCGCCGAUACUUUCUUGGGAAGAUAUUGGACUGUUGGUGUGUUCUCCGCAAUUUACUUAUUGGGAAUGUGUACAUUGACACUUUCGGCAUCAGUUUCUGCAUUGAAGCCUGCGGAUUGUGUGGGUUCUGUAUGCCCUUCAGCUUCUCCACCUCAGUAUGCAGUAUUCUUCAUUGGACUCUAUCUUAUUGCACUGGGGACUGGAGGAGUCAAACCUUGUAUUUGGCCUUUUGGACCAGAUCAAUUUGAUGAUACCGACCCCAAGGAAAAGGGAAAGAAGGGAGCCUUCUUCAACUGGUUUUACUUUUCUAACAACCUAGGCGCUCUUGUGUCGAGUAGUUUUCUGGUGUGGGUUCAAGACAAUGCUGGUUGGGGUAUAGGAUUUGGCAUUCCUUCAGUAUUUAUGGCCAUUGCUAUUGCCAGUUUCUUUUCAGGGACUCCCUUCUAUAGAUUUCAAAAACCAGGGGGAAGCCCUCUCAAAAGAAUUUGCCAGGUUUUGGUUGCAUCCUUCCAUAAGUGGAAGCUGGAGGUCCCCAAGGAUACUAGUCUCCUGUAUGAAACCCAGAAUGAAAGCUCUGCAAUUAAAGGAAGUCGUAAACUGGAGCACAGUGAUGGACUGAAGUUACUUGAUAAAGCAGCUGUGGUAUCAGAUUCUGAGAUGAACGACCCGAACUCAUCCAGUCCAUGGAGGCUUUGCUCUGUAACACAGGUGGAGGAAUUGAAAAUCCUGACCCGCAUGUUUCCAAUCUGGUCAACAGGAAUUGUGUUUUCUGCUGUUUACGCCCAAAUGUCUACACUGUUUGUUGAACAGGGGAAGACGAUGGACAAAGCAAUGGGUUCUAAUUUCAACAUUCCUCCAGCAUCUUUAUCAAUCUUUGCCAUCAUCAGUAUCAUUAUUUGGAUCCCCAUCUACGAUAGAGUACUUGUUCCAAUUGCAAGGAAGUUUACAGGAAAGCAGAAGGGCAUCUCGGAGCUGCAGCGAAUGGGAAUUGGGCUCUUCAUUUCCAUCCUAAGCAUGUCAGCUGCUGCUCUAGUAGAGAUUAAACGAUUGCAUCUUGCAAGAGAGCUUGGUUUGGUUCACAAAAAGGUUACUCUCCCAUUUAGUAUUUUUUGGCAAAUACCCCAAUACUUCUUGUUGGGCGCCGCAGAGGUAUUCACAUUCAUUGGGCAGCAUGAGUUCUUCUAUGAGCACGCCCCAGAUGCCAUGCGGAGUCUAUGCAGUGCAUUGUCACUUCUGACAAAUUCACUGGGGAAUUAUCUCAGCUCUUUGAUUCUUACUAUUGUUACUUCUUACACCACAAAGGGCGGGAAGGUUGGAUGGAUACCAAAUAACCUGAAUGAGGGCCAUAUUGAUUAUUUUUUCUGGCUUUUAGCUGGACUCAGCUUCUUAAACUUGCUCGUCUAUAUAGUUUGUGCCAUCAACUACAAACAGAAGAAGACUUCUUCUCCUUAAGCUUCCCUCGAGGCUCCAUGCGUCAAGUGUGUUUUGUUUUCUGUGUUUAGGAGUGUUUUGUGUUUGAAUCGGGGGAUGAUAUUAUUGUUAUGGCCGGAAGGAAAUAAGUCCAAAACUCUGUAUUAAUUGUAAAAUUACCUUCUAAAGUUAUAUGGAAAUUGAUUGCUUGUAAUUAAAGUCUCACAUUUU